This is a messenger RNA of Penicillium concentricum, 642 nucleotides long. RefSeq lists its product as uncharacterized. The transcript has 4 exons. NCBI's taxonomy places the organism in Eukaryota, Fungi, Ascomycota, Eurotiomycetes, Eurotiales, Aspergillaceae. The record is from RefSeq and is a predicted model, not a curated record. The coding region runs from base 1 to 642 and encodes 213 amino acids.
AUGGACUUCCGCCUAGUGCCUCGCGGUAGCGAUCGCAACUACACAGGAUUUCUUACAAAGACGAUAGUCUACAUCGGGACGCUGAUGAUAUUUCUGGCCUCAUUUGGCUUGACAGUAUCCUCGAUCGUCAUUCCAAAAUGGGUCAGCUACCAUAGCGAAAAGCCCGAUAACCACUACUCCUACGGCCUUCAUCGCCGCUGCUCCUCCCUUACCGAUACCUGCGAGAGCUUCCCACAGCGCGAAGACUGCCACGGCGAAGACCGAUACUUUUGCUCCAUGUGGCGCUCCGUCGGGUUCUUGAUGUCCUUUGCUGUCGUUUUGCAGGGAAUUAGCAUAGUCACAUACCUGGUGAUCCUGACUGGUGGAAAACAGCUGCGCGAAAAUGGGUGGAGUGUUCUUAGUUUGAUGGUUGGUUUGUCUGCCAUUGUGCAGGUAGCCGGCAUGUCGAUAGUGGCGUAUCUAUUCGAUAAUGAGGACCGGUUCUUCGUCGGCUGGAAACUUGACCAGGCCUGGAUCUUUUGCACUAUCAGCUGGUGCUUCAGUGUUUUUUGCGCAGGUGCGGUCAUUGUGGCUGCCAAAGUCUUACCCUCAGAGGGUGGGUACGAGUUGAUUCCUGAUCAUGACGAGUUUCAAGUCACUUGA